GUGUAAUUAAAAUUCGUCGCCUACAGCCUCGUGCAGUCCGGAUAAUCGACUCCCCCGACUUCCCCGAUACGGAGUUUUAACCGCUACAUUGGUUUAUCCGUUUCAUAUUCUUCUCAAUCACUAACAAGAUGAUUUUUGCAUCGGACCAUCCUCGUCUUAACAUUCCCACCACCCACUCCAUCUGGGACUUCUUGUUCGACUCGGAGUAUUCAUGCCUUGAUCGAACGCCCGCGGCUGAACUGGCCGGAUUCACCAAUUCUGUAACCAAAGAGCGAGUCCGGUACGAUGCGCUCAAGGACUACACCACCUACCUCUCGACGGCUCUCGUGAAGAAACAUGGCCUCCAGCCCGGCGAAACGGUAGCUUUGUUCAGUCCCAACACCAUCUGGUAUCCGGUAGCCAUGCUGGGAACUAUCCGUGCAGGUGGGAUCAUUUCCGGCGCAUCGCCAGCGUACAAUAUCGAGGAAAUGACCUAUGCACUGAAGACGGCGCAGGCUAAGAUUCUCAUGACGGUGCCGUCGUCCAUGUCGGUGGCUAUUCCUGCUGCGCAGAAUGCUGGUAUUCCUAGAGAGCGGAUCUUUCUGCUUGAGGGUGACCAUGAGGGGUAUACGAACAUGCAGCAAUUGCUGGAGAUGGGCAAAAGCUAUGGUUCGGAUCAGACAGCGGUGUUUAAAAUUCCCCAUGGAAAGACGAAUCGUGAUGUUUGUGGGUUUUUGAGCUUUAGUAGUGGUACUACUGGGCUUCCUAAAGCUGUGAUGAUCGCCCAUCAUAACGUUAUUGCUCAAUGCAUGCAAGUCCAACAAGUGACGCCGUCGGAUUAUAAGAAAGCACUCGCCGUAUUGCCUCUUUUUCACAUCACCGGUCUCGUACACCAAAUGCACCUACCCGUCCUCCUCAACAUCGAGGUCGUUAUGAUACCCUCCUUCACAAUGGACAGCAUGCUGGAAGCCGUUUCCGAGUACAAGAUCUCAGACCUUCUCCUUGUCCCUCCACUCGUCAUCCGAUUGGUGCAUGACUCCACUACCUCAAAGUACGACCUCUCACACAUAACGCGUUUUACCUCAGGCGCCGCGCCUAUCUCCGGCGAACUCAUACAAAAGCUCGAAAUCAAAUUCCCCCAAACUGGCUUCAAGCAGGGAUACGGCAUGACAGAAUCCUGCAGCUGCAUCACAACUCAUCCCCCGGACAAGCAGUCGUACACUUACGCAGCGCGCGUGGGUACCAUUGUCGCUAAUACGGAUGUCAAGAUAAUCGACGUUGAUACUGGCAAGGAGCUUGGCUACAACGAGCAGGGUGAGAUUCUCGCGCGUGGACCGCAAAUCACGAUGGGUUACCUGAGCAAUGAGAAAGCAACCCGGGAAACAUUUGAUGCAGAUGGCUGGCUGCAUACGGGUGAUGUGGGCUAUAUCGACCACGAAGGCUUUAUCACGAUCACGGACCGCAUUAAGGAAAUGAUCAAGGUCAAGGGGAUUGGCGUGUCGCCGGCAGAAUUGGAAGAUCUUCUGCUAGGUCAUGAGGCUGUCGCUGAUGCUGCUGUUACUUCAACUCCCGAUGCGUAUUCCGGAGAACGGCCGAAGGCGUUUGUGGUUACAAAAGCGACUGGUCUUGAUGAAGCGGCCCUGAUGGAGCUUGGACGACAGUUGAUCAAGUACGUUCAUGAUAACAAGGUCCGGCACAAGGCCGUUGCGGAAAUGGAGUUUGUAAAGGAGAUACCUAAGAGUGCGAGUGGGAAGAUUCUACGAAGGAUGCUUAAGAACAAGCCUGUUAGUGGUUUGGUCGUACGGGAGAAUGUGCGGGCAAAGCUGUGACCCCAUAGGUGGAGGCAAAUUAGGACAGAUAUUAUAUACUUCAAUGG
Messenger RNA from Aspergillus glaucus CBS 516.65, 1855 nucleotides. Its product is annotated as acyl--CoA ligase. Gene Ontology annotation, biological process: secondary metabolic process. The coding region runs from base 129 to 1808 and encodes 559 amino acids. NCBI's taxonomy places the organism in Eukaryota, Fungi, Ascomycota, Eurotiomycetes, Eurotiales, Aspergillaceae. Gene Ontology annotation, molecular function: CoA-ligase activity. The transcript has 4 exons. The record is from RefSeq and is a predicted model, not a curated record.